AUGUGGUUCAUUGGAUGGCCCCUGGGGCUCCUCCUCUCGGCGAUCUCGAGCAUCUUUGGCAUCACGGGAAAGCUGCUGCUCAAGCUCGCGCACAACGAACGCGAUCGCGAAGAAGAAGAGCUCCUGCACAAACUCGAGCAGCCGCUCCAUUACCACAACGAAGAAGCAAAAGCAAACGACGAAACAGCACAAGACCAUUUGCCGCAGUUUGCGAACGCCCGUCCCGUUGUUGCCACAACAAAUCGAGGCUGUGUGUACUUUUACUGCGGUCUCCUGUCCAUGAUCGUGCUAAAUCCUGCGCUCGGCGCGCUCGCGUACUGCUUUGCGACGCAGUCGCUGCUGGCGCCCAUGGCCGGUCUCACUAUUGGCUGGAACACGCUCCUGGGACCGAUCCUGCUGCCGCACGAGCGACUCACGACGAACGACUUUGUCGGGGCCGUGCUGAUCUUCACGGGCUGUGUCCUCGUGAGUGUCUCGGGCACGCACGCGAGCCCACCGCUGCCCGUGGAGCAACUGGCAGCGCGCUUCGCGGCACCGCCGUUUAUCCUGUAUGCACUCGUGUUGCUCGCCGUGCUGAGCUUCUUGAUCCAUUAUGCAAAGCACGCGCUGCAUUUCACCACAACGACGCGGCGCGCAGGCGUCAAAAGUUCCCCCGUGUCGAGCCCGGAGCAACUGCCCCUGAUGGCCCGCGUGUCGCUGAGUGUCUUUGCCGGUGUCAUGAGUGGACAAUUGUUCUUCCUGGCUGCGGUGAUGCGCAUUGUGCACGACGAUGGCGCGAGGAGUCGCAUCUGGUGCUUCCCCGCGACGUAUAUCUGCAUCUCUGGGGCAGUCGGAACAGCUCUGUUUGGAUUGUACCUCUUGAACGAAGCCCUUGCCGUGGAAGACGCAGUUGUGGUCAUUUAUUUGUACGAGGCGAGCUACAUCAUGGCGGGCGCAAUCUCCGGGCUGUGUUUCUUUCGCGAUAUGGAGCACCUGCCGGCAUGGCACUAUGUGCUCUAUUCCCUCAGUCUCGUGCUGAUCCUCUUGGGCAUCUACAUUGUUGCCAAACGGUCGUUGCCACAUGCGCCGGAGGACGAAGAGUUCUUGCUACCGCUCUUGGCGCCUCCGUCAGCGGAAGACGCGUCCAUUGAGCGGAUCUUCCAACAAGCUUCUUACUACGCCCGUCGGGCAUCGUAUUCUGGUCCGGGGAUGCUGCGCGCCAUCCGAAGUACCCGUCAUGAUAUGGGGGCACCUGAGCGCCGCAGGUCCAUGUCGACCAAGUAA
Messenger RNA from Hyaloperonospora brassicae, 1263 nucleotides. The record is from the annotation of a GenBank genome assembly. Lineage: Eukaryota; Oomycota; Peronosporomycetes; Peronosporales; Peronosporaceae.